GUGUGCGUGUCCUUGGAUGACAACAUAUAAAAUCGUCUGGCCGGUCGGAGGGACAACAGAAAUCUCCACCUAACAGCCAAACGACAAGAAAACAUCAGAGGCAGAGACAGACAGGACAGUGUGGGGAAUGCAUCCUGUGUGGCUAUUGGUGGCUGUGGCCGUGGUGGGAGUGGCCACAGGAGCUGCCAGUCAGUGCUUGGAACAUCCCAGCUGUCAGGAGGUCAACUCUGAGAGCAGCCUGCUGGAGUGUAUCCAGCUCUGUCACUCCGACCUCACCGCCGAGUCUGGCAGCCUGACCGAUGCUCACCUCCUCCCACUUGCUCCGUCAGACCCUCAGUCUGUGCCUCCCCUCAUCCUUUUAUCUUCCCCCUCCUCCUCCUCCUCCUCUCCUCACGCCAAGCGCUCCUACUCAAUGGAGCAUUUCCGCUGGGGGAAGCCUGUUGGGCGAAAGCGCCGCCCGGUCAAAGUCUAUGCCUCUAACGGCGUGGAGGAGGAGUCAGCUGAGGUUUUCCCUGGAGAGAUGAGGAGGCGGCAGAUAGAGGCAGAGGACAAGGAGAAGGUGGAGGAGGUGGCGGAAGAGGAGCAGGAACAGCUGCCGGGCGACUUCCACGAGAAGAAAGACGGCACGUACAAGAUGAAGCACUUCCGCUGGAGCGGCCCGCCGGCCAGCAAACGCUACGGCGGCUUCAUGAAGAGCUGGGACGAGAGCAGCCAGCGGCCUUUGCUCACGCUCUUCAAAAACAUCAUCAACAAGGACGGACAAGAGCAGCAGGGGGAGCAGUGAGGGAGGAGAGGAGAGGGGGAAGAGACAGACAGAAGAGGAGCAUGCUGAUUGGCCGACAAGUCCUCCACACUGAAACCAAAACACGUCACUGACCUCCAAUACGACCCCCAUGAGCGUUUUCUGAUCUGACUUCCUGUCAGCAGGAAACUGUCUCCUAAAAAUGACAUUUACGUACAUGUUUACUACAGCAAAUGUUUAUUUUCCUUAUUAAUCAAACUCUUGUCCAGAGUUGAUGCUGAUGAUAUAAAACAGUAAAUAUUCAUAACUGAAACUAAGAAGCCCUUUUUUCAUUGUUGCUUGGAAAAUGACUUAAAUGAUUAAAUUGCAAAAUAGCUGUGUACUGUUUUUCUGUCAGUUUACUGAUUGAUGAAUCUACUAAUUGCUCGAGUGAACAACAUUUUUUAAGGAAGCACUGGACUGGAUCCUGCUGAAUCUACUGUUAAUAUCUGGGAACCUGAGUCACAGCAGGACUCUGUCAGGGUCUCUGGUGGUCAAAGUUGGCGUCCUGAUUAAACGUUGACUUUGGUGCAUCCAACAUCACGGUGACUGGACAAGGAAAGUCACUGAGAGACACCUCAUAGACCAACGCUCUGUCCUUCUGUCUGUCUCCACCUCCACCCACAGGGACGGAAACGAAAGAGGAAUGUUUUGAAUAAAGAUUCAUGUAAAUAAAUGUAAAGUGACAUGAAUACAUAAAAAAAUUUGCAAGAGAGA
Messenger RNA from Scatophagus argus, 1498 nucleotides. RefSeq names its product pro-opiomelanocortin-like. Gene Ontology annotation, biological process: neuropeptide signaling pathway. NCBI's taxonomy places the organism in Eukaryota, Metazoa, Chordata, Actinopteri, Scatophagidae. Gene Ontology annotation, cellular component: extracellular region. Gene Ontology annotation, molecular function: neuropeptide hormone activity. The transcript has 3 exons. The record is from RefSeq and is a predicted model, not a curated record. Bases 128 to 784 code for a protein of 218 amino acids.